Cuscuta epithymum is the source of this 4045-nucleotide messenger RNA. The record is from the annotation of a GenBank genome assembly. NCBI's taxonomy places the organism in Eukaryota, Viridiplantae, Streptophyta, Magnoliopsida, Solanales, Convolvulaceae.
CCGCUCUUGUCGUAGUUCGUACAAACAGUGACACCGGGAAUAUAUAUACUCACUCGCUCCGGGAAACUCAAAUUUGCUCUUUCCCCUCCCCCGCCUACUAAUGGCGUCCGCCACCGUCGUCGACACACUCGAUGCCGCCCCACUCCCCGCCGAUUCCGACCGCCCAUUACAAUUAGAAUCGAUUCCGACCGUUGAUCUCCGCCUCCUUUCCCAAUCGGAGCUCUACACUCUUUCCCUCUGUUCUCCAUCCGCUUUCGACCCCCGCCGCUCCGACGAUGUCGUCAGCCCCAAACUCGACCGCUCCGUCUUCAACGAGUCCGCCGGCUCUCGCAAACAGACUUAUUCCCGCCUCCGUCUCGCCCCUGCGUCGUCAUCCUCUGCUCUCCGUAGCCGAACACCUCAUCUGCGCGCCUCAAAUCACAACCAGAACCAUCCCUCCCUCGAGACGGACCCGGAGAACUUUCAAAUCGUGUCCCUCCUGAAACGGCUCUUCGCUGCGGAGACGAGCCCCACCGAUUUGGUUCCCAUCCCAGUUGAUUACACGGGCUCAGUCCAGCCGGUUGCCCAGUUGCCCAAUGUCCCGCCCCCGGGGUUCAAGAGAAAGCGUGGGCGGCCGAGAAAGGACAAAAGCGACCUUGUGGACGUGAAAUUCGAGCAUCCAAGUCAUUCUAAUGGGGAUACGGCGAUAUCUAAAGCAGUGACCUUGGAGAAUUCGCUGGAUGGGGAUAAAGAGGUUAUGAAUGCUGUUGGCCUGCCGGUUGAUUUGGUUGCUCUGGGCUCAUUGCAGGAUCCAUUUGGCAUGGAGUUGAGGCGGAGGACAGAAGGACUUGAGGGUGAGGCAAAGCUGUUAGGGUUUCUCCAGAGUUUGAAUGGACAGUGGGGAAGUAGGAGAAAGAAGAGGAGAAUUGUCGACGCCAGUCAGUUUGGGGAUACUUUGCCUAAAGGAUGGAAGCUUUUGCUGUCCCUCAAAAGGAAGGCAGGCUAUGUUUGGGUGUACUGCCGUCGCUACAUAAGCCCUAGUGGACGAAACUUUAUAUCAUGCAAGGAAGUGUCUACGUACUUGAUUGCCCUCCAUGAGAAACAAUGCAUUUCUCCACUUAACAAUGUUGAAAGUAUCAAAAGCACCCUUGAAGGUGAUAAACCAGCUACUGAUGCAAGCAAAGUGCAACAGACUGUAGAUAACGCUGUAGAUGUUACUAAUAAGGAAACCAUUGCUACUAGCCAUGUGAAAUCACCUCCGGUUAGUAAUAUGGCAAUUAAUGAUCCAUUGCUGCUUGGAGAUCUGCAAGAGGUCCAUGUAAUGGAUGAGAAUCAAAAUUUUGGUUAUGAUAAUACGGAUAGUUUGAAGCAGAAUAUGUCUUCUAGUCACAAGAGAAAGAAACAAAAAAGUGGUCAAUCCAUUACUGAUGGGGUGAUUAUGAAAGAUGGAAAAUUUGAGUGCCAAUUCUGCCACAAGUCCUUUGAUGAAAGGCAUCGCUACAACGGUCAUGUUGGGACCCAUGUAAAGAAUCAGGUAAAGAGUGCCAAUGAAUCAUUACAGAUGAAUGUGGGCCCACAAACAGAUUCUAGAUUGCAAGAACCUAUUGUUUUAGACCAAGAGUUAUCAGAAACAAAAAAUGUUGAUGCAGAAUUUAAGACUAACACUUUAUGUCAGGAUAAUCUUGAUGAUCAGGAUGGUGAGGACUUAACAACCCUAGGCAACUUUAAAAAUGCAGACGAGUCUGAAGAUCUAUUUUCCAUCAGAUACACAAGAUGCUCCAGCCCUGAAGCUGUAAUUUCUCACGAUGAUAAACUUGAUGAUUUUAGAACUACUUCCAAUUUGGAGGAGUCGGAAAAGGUUCCAACUUCUGCAAGUGCUUUGCAUUCUUCAGCUGACAAUGUGGAAGUGUGUGAUUUUGGUGACCUUCAACUUGAGAAGGACAGUCCUGAUGUGGAAAAAGAAUCAAUAUCUGGGUUAUUAUGCGUUAACAAUAGGGAAGAUGAUGUUCAAAUGAAUGAUAUCACACCCUCUUCUUUACAUGCAGUAACAGAAGGAGAAUGCGAUGAUGUUUUACAGACACUGUCAGUUGAUGAGGAUGACCGUGUUGACAAUCUAAACAUCCUCUUUUCUAGCUGUAUUGAUGAGCAGAAGUUUGAUGACAUAUCCAAUGUGGGAAAUUCACAAGGUGUAUGUGGUGAACCAAACAAUGAUGAUUUUGGGUGUAAUACGUCUUGGGGUAAAAAUAUUGAUUCUGCUGACGAAAAGUAUGGAAGUCAGUUUCCAGAGUGUGUUGAAAAUGAAAAGUUUGAGAAGAAUGAUGAUCCUAGUGAAAAUUAUGCUGCUGGAAAUGUUUCAACUAGUAAGGUUGAUGAACUAGACAUCAAUGAGCUAGAUAAUGUUAAUAACGAUGCAUUGAUUUUCCCUUUUAGCAGCAGCAGUCAUGGUGGAUUAAAUGUAGACACUUCUUCUACAGACCUGAAACAGGACAGGAACCUUCACUUCUCACUUUUUGGCGAUGACAAUGACACUGAAGGUUACAAAAGUAAUGAUGCUGAACUGUAUGCGCAAGGACCACCUGAAACUGCAAUUCUUCCUCAGGAUUUUGGUGAGGCACCUUCUAAUCAGGCAUUUACAAGAAUUAAUGGGCUUCAUUGUUCAGGCCAUCAAGAUCUAAACCUCACUUUUGGAAACACUCAUGUUGAGUUUGGCACGAAUGCUGACAUCAUGCAACUUCAGCAAGGAGGUUACCCUACAGGAACAUCAAGUUUCCAGAUUGGUAUGGGGCAAACAUAUGGUGGCCAAAGCAGUCUUGUGCAUAACAUUGAUCACAGAAGAGUGGAACAUCAGAAGCAGGGGGUAGGGGUUGGUUUGCAAAAUUCAUCAUUCAAUAGCAAAUUUGGUGAUUUUGGAAACAAUUAUAAUACGGCGGUGUACCCUAAUAGUUGCUGGGGGGAAGAGAGAAUGGAUAGUGUUGGCAAAUUUGGUAAGAAUUUUAUGGGUAGUGUUAGGGGUAAUGUUGUCCAGGCUAACAAAGGUACAAUGGAUGGCAGCAUUUGGAGAAACAGUGUGGGAAAUCUAUUGAAUCAUGAUAGCAGUUUGGCAGCUAAUGCUAACUCACUGGUGCAGUCAUCAAAUUGCUUUCAAACCUAUGAUCUAAUGUCAGAUAAGGUACCAAUAUUCACUCCUUUCACAAUAAUUGUUCUUUUGUUGAUUUUUAGCAACAGGUGUGAUCUUAUGCAGUCAACAUAGCAUCUUAUGCAAAUCUGCCAUUUUUGCGUUCGUCAUAUUUAGUAGUUCCAAGAAGGGUAUUAAUUAAUGCUUUAAGGGCAAUGUGUUAUUUUUUACACCAUCAGGAUAUCAUUUCCUAAUAAGUUUCCAUUUUCAUUCUUCCUUUAUCUCGAUUCUUAAUUCAAGAAAUUUAUAAUGUUGCAACAAGAGUAUUAAGCAAGUUUAGGUAAAUACUUCAUAAUAACUUUCUUAACGCUGCAUGCCUCAUCCUUAAAAGACAGUUGCUGUUUUUUUUUUUCAGGGUGAAGGGCUAUUUAAAAUGAACGACAGAAGUGGCAGUUUUGAAGGGUUGAGGUCAGACAGAAGUGAACCAGUGGAAUACAGUUUCAUGGGGACUCAGAGUUUGAGCUGCAGUCAGCAAGAACCGAAAGGUUUCCCCUUCGGGGUAGAUAUGGGUGGAGGGUUCAAUCCGUCAUUUUGGAUGGGCAAGGAUGGCGGUGGGGCUCAAAAUGCAUCGGUAAGAAAUGUUGUUCCCACAGUGUGCAUCUGGUGCAGCAGCACCUUCUAUCAGGAGGCCAUGCAAUCUGGCACACAAGGAGUAGUUGGUUCUAUGUGUCCUACCUGCAGCUCUAGAAUUUGACAUUGUUUUUCUGGCUGAUUUUGUGAUCGUAAUUUUAAGGUCUUUUUAAUACAUAUUAAUUAGAAUUAUGUUUUUAUUUUUUUCAAAAAUUCUUUAGGUCGUUGUUAACACCAAUGAUAUGCCUUAAUAAAACCAAUCUCUACUACUAGGACUUUGGAUUUAGAUAUUUUUCGUGCACUUCUGUUUUGUGUUUUUUC